AUGUACUGGGAAACAGCGAGAUAUUCUCGCUGUGGGAUCGUUCCUCUAGCUAGAGUAGUAGAAUGGGUGGUGGCUGGUACCGUUGCAUGCUCCGGAGGGCAAUAGCUGAUGGUACGGAGCCCAUGUUGUGGCUCUGGCUCUACUGACGUCAUUCCGAAAUUGGCAGAUCUGGCGAAAAUUUUACUUAGAAAAGUCUUAUGAAGGAGUCGAGUGAGUCGAUCAUAUUUAGAGAAGGCAUGGGCGCGGGCCAACUCUAAAAGGAGGAAAACGCUCCUUGGCCGUUGUUUACGCAGCAAAACCUGACUUGACUUGCAUCAGCAAUCCAUCUUCUGAACCAUCCCAGGCUAUUCAAUAGACUCCCAACAGCUGCUGCUCGACAUUCGAAAAAGAGGAACAACGCGAAGUGUAGAAGCUUCGGAAUAAUCGUCAUCAAAAGGAAGAGACGAAAUGACUUCCUCUGUUGAGGGAAGAUUGAUCCAUCAGCACACCGCCGCCUUCCAUCAUCACCAUUACUCGUCUCCUGCUGCCCGUCCUCGUUCUCCGAUCACUGCAACCUCGUCGGAUCGUCAGUACAAUCAAACGCUUAGGGCAACAACUGCGGGUCUUCGGUACAGUUUGACACAAGGUAAAAAAGGAAUGACAGCGGCAAUGCAAAAGGCGUCUCUAUCUUCGGUGGCUCUGGCAAUGAGGCGGAAUUCAAAUGCCAGUAGCACCAAGGGCAAGCCAACGGCAGUACAAGACGACCCAGCAGUCUGCAAUGGGUCCGCUACAGCCUCUUCGUACAAGAAGUCAUCGCCAUCGAGCUCGUCGGGGAUUGCUUCCUCUCCUCCUGUGCCAGCCCCGCCUAGGCCACCGCCAAUUGUUGCCGCCGAAAUGACCAAAAUCUUUGUGUUGCUGUUGGAGCCCAAAACCAAGACAUUCGAGUUAAUUCAACUGGUGUAUCCAUCCGCUAUUACUACCAUUGGAGACAUCCUGCGGCUCAUCCCACAACAUGCUACAGAAUUGGCAUUGGGAUCUCAGAAAUACGUGGGUCUUUGUCGUCCAAAGGAUGAACAGGAAUUGUCCGAUUUGACCGUGUUGGCUUCGGCAUCUGCGGCAGCGGCCGGAACUGGCAAGAAUUUGAAGUGUGCCAAUAUUUGUGCAGGAGAAAUCCUAGUCGCCAUGCCGAAUGACUACACUGUUGCCGAAGUGGCGAGAUUCAGUCAAGCCAUCCUCACCAACAGACGCUUCACCAAGCUACUGAGACGGAACAAUCCGUUGGCACCCAGGAUGCGCAAACACAGUGAACGCAAAAAGGACCGAAAGAGAAGCAACAGCAAGCACAGGUCUCGAGAUUCGGUCCAUAUCUUGGAGAAACAUGAUGAAGAAGGCACAACCGACGAUGAUCAAAUGAUGCAAAGGGCUCUGGAAAAGGCAGCUAGUGCAGCUGCGCAGGCAAAUGCAAAUAUCCCCACUCCAGGGGCCCCCAACGGACACAACAUGCUGAGCACCAGUAGUACCUGCAGCGGUCCACGCAGCAGAACGGCUAGAGGAGGUCCUAGUGGGCGAAAAUCUCUUUCCGAACAUUUUGGACAUUCUGAUGAUGAGUCAAUGGCCCAUUCUUCUUAUGCCAGUGCUUCGUGGCUGGAUAGCGGGGCAUCCAUCUAUUCUACCAGCACCGGGGCAGACAGUCUGGGCGACAGUAUCUCAUCCUGGUCCAAGUCCCUGGAUAAAUCAUUUUCCAAAACGGGAACACGCCCUCAGUACGCACGUCAUCGCAAUUUGGGCGUUGCAAAUGGCAUUUUGGGCACUCCCGCAACUGCCUCUAGUGCUGUCGCCGCUUCUGAAGCAAACCGGCGUCGUCCCAACGAAAAGAAGGGAAGACGACUCUGGAUCUGGAUUGCUUCCACACUAGCGUUCGCGUACUUGACAGGAGUCUAUUUGAAUAAUCAACCUGAGGAUCCUUCUGAGCGCCUGGAAAUGGCCAAGAAUACUCCCAUGGGUUUGAUCGGGUUACUGCAAGUUAUCGUUGUCAUUGUGGGUCUCAAGAAGAUGCAGUUCUUGGCACUACGUCGUCAGCGAAGGAUGCAAGGGACACUCAUACCCAAACCUCCUCGGCAGUCAGCAUGCCCUUAUGUCCAACUAUGUGCCAGAUGGAAAAUGAAGUGGGGAUGAGCUCUCUCCGAAAUUUCACCAUUUCAAGGACUUUGGCGCGAACUGCACCUUCUCCCUGAAGCUGUUCCGAUCUCGUGACACACACGAAAAUAUACAUUUUGUAUACGUACUAUGCGAAACACAACACAAGACCCUUCAAGAACUUCCAUUAUUUGAGCAUACUUUAUGUUCCCAAGCUAUACUCCACACUCCACACAUCUUUCCUCCCUGGCUUCCUUCCUCAGUGGCUUCCUUCCUCCCUGACUUCCUUCCUCCCUGACUUCCCUCUUCCAGAGCAAUUGUAUGAAGCAACUUCCAAACGCAACUUACACCAUUUUCACUCAGCAAGACACAUUUUGGCUCUCAUAUUUUGAACCACCUGUUGGAUGUAUGUGUAGAAACCAUUCUGUAACAAUAAUCCACCAUGAAGUGUGUGUGUGUGAGGGUGGUCGCUUCCAGUCGAUGUUCAUCGCCUCAUUGGACUCGUAGCCAGUUCUCCUGUAUAGAUCUAGUGUCGUCAGGCAGUGCAGAAAAGGUAUCAGACACGGUACUCGUAGGUCUGUUUGACUAUAGUCGCGGGCGCUUGCACUGCUCGGUGGGGCCUCCGUAAGGACGAUGUUGUUAGGAUGUGGCCGUAUGUUUGCCGCACGGCCAUACACAGCAAAAUGACGACGUCCACUCUGUGCAAAGUGACCUUGACAUGGGAUGUCAGGAUUUACAACGAUGAAAAUGCUGAAAUCGCGGGAGGAGAAGCAGACCCUCUAGCGAGAUGGGAGGAGAAGCACACACGCGAAGCAGCUUCUUUCAAAUCGAUCCUUUGCCAGAUCGUUACCAACCUUGCACAACAACGACAUGAAGCCUUCACACUGCAUUCCCACAACCAGGUCAACCUCUCCGACCCGCACUCAGAAGGAACAAGGCCAACAGCAGCCUAGAUCCUGCUACGAUACCAUUGACAGUUGCCUGCCUUAGGCCUGUCUGGUUUCAGAUAGACGACGCAACCUAAAAUCAUGAGAAACCAACGAACCUGUAACUCUUUAUAUGCAUACCGGUAGCCAUCCAGUCCCAUUCAGGCCGCCCACCGGGCGUUUCUACUAGUAUCUGGAAAAUGGAAACCUGGUCAGGAUCUACACACGAUCUGAGGAGGCCAGGAAAGUGUGGCAAAAGCUGAAUUUGGCGAGGGAGGAGGGGAAUUCAACACUUUGUAACUGUUGAAACCGGAAAAAGUGUUGAAUUUUGAUUCAACAACUGUUGAAAAAACUGUUGAAUCAGAUUCAACAGUUGUUGAAUUACUGUUGAAUAAAGUGUUGAGAUAUGCACCAUUAUAACUAGCAAACUGUUGAAUUGCUGUUGAACCAAGUGUUGAAUAUAUUCAACACUGUGUUGAAUAAUAUUCAACACUUUUUUCAACACUUUUGAAAUUCAACACUGUUGAAAAGUGGAAUCCGGCUGGAAAUUCAACAGUUUUCAUUGCCAAUUCAACUUUUGCCACACUUUCC
Molecule: messenger RNA, 3632 nt
Organism: Seminavis robusta
Lineage: Eukaryota; Bacillariophyta; Bacillariophyceae; Naviculales; Naviculaceae
Source: the annotation of a GenBank genome assembly